Messenger RNA from Radiomyces spectabilis, 873 nucleotides. RefSeq lists its product as uncharacterized. The transcript is spliced from 6 exons. NCBI's taxonomy places the organism in Eukaryota, Fungi, Mucoromycota, Mucoromycetes, Mucorales, Radiomycetaceae. Bases 1 to 873 code for a protein of 290 amino acids. The record is from RefSeq and is a predicted model, not a curated record.
AUGAGUAACUCGGUCAGUGAGAAGAAGGCCAAACAAAAGCCGUUGAAGGACAUGGACUGGUGUAUUGAACAUGGCGAACGUCUUACAAUGCCAUUCUUUCAACAACUGUCCAGUGCUGCUCACUUGUGCAAUGAUUUUGAGCAAUGGAGGGUCAGCGCACCGGAGGCGCAGUUCUGGGCAGAACAAGAUCUGCCGCGGCUAUUCUCGCGUGGCAAUUUCUACCUGGGUAGACGACAAUUUACGAAGCGCCACUUACCUCUCGUCCACAGUCGGCGCCAUCCUCCUCGAAAAACACUGAGGGAGACUUUCCUUGCAGAAUUCGGUCUCAUCACUAGUUGCGAUGGCGAACUUGACGAGCUGGCAUACAUCGGAUCGGAUUCGGACCUGAAAAGCAAUGCAUUCGAUCUACGUCUUCGCGGAUUUAAGGCGUCCAUUACGCGUCAAUUCGGGUCCCCCGAAAUCCAUCCCAUAAUCAUUAACCAGCUGAAGCUUUUCCGCCACUUGCCGCAACCUAGUCAAGUGCAAUAUCCUGGCGUUUCAAAAGCUCAAUAUACCAGCAUUGAUAUGCCUCCUUGCUGGGUCGGCCAAGCUGCUGCUAUCCUCGCAGGACCUGCCGUACGAUUGGCCUCGCUCCCAGAACCGCCCCGAGUUUAUCUGACCGCCUUGAAAAAGGGUCUGAAUCCCUUCAACCUGUGGAAAAAGAAGGAUGAACACCGAUACUUGGCGCAACGCAGUGGGAACCCUUAUACCUUUAUUGGUUGGCGGUACCUUAGCAAACACUGGCGAGGCCACGUUUCUUCCAUGGUGUCCUUACGCCGCUCCUCGGCGCUACCUUUAAAAUCCUCCGUCGCGUUACUUUAUACCUAUUCAUAA